Messenger RNA from Uranotaenia lowii, 1028 nucleotides. Its product is annotated as putative RNA polymerase II subunit B1 CTD phosphatase RPAP2 homolog. The transcript is spliced from 4 exons. NCBI's taxonomy places the organism in Eukaryota, Metazoa, Arthropoda, Insecta, Diptera, Culicidae. Bases 188 to 946 code for a protein of 252 amino acids. Gene Ontology annotation, molecular function: RNA polymerase II CTD heptapeptide repeat phosphatase activity; RNA polymerase core enzyme binding. Gene Ontology annotation, cellular component: cytoplasm; nucleus. The record is from RefSeq and is a predicted model, not a curated record.
CCUCGUAAACGUGCAGAAUCGUUCCCAGACUCUGAAUAUUGUUAUGAUUGUGUUAUCGAGAAGUUCUGCAUAACUGGUCCGAUAAAUUUUGUGCAAUUUACUUUGGAAAAUUAGAAGUCAAAAUCCACAAGACUUGGCAUUUCUGGGUCGAUAGGUCUGAGCCAAAAGAGAGACAAAAAAUUGUAAAAUGUUUGAUCAAGAAAACUUUAAUGUCUUUCGUGACGGCGAUGCUGUUAAAAAUACAGAGAAAGUAAAACGUACCAAUUUACCCCGCAAGGCGAGGAAUUUCAGCAAAGAGCAACUCCAACUUGCAUUAAAGAAGAAAAAAGAAUGCAACUCGAAAGCACAACGCAUAGUAGAAGUUCUGUUGGAACCAGUCGAGGAUGUUUCUGAAUUUCUGUUGAUGCUUCGGGACAUCAACCAAUCUCAUUUUGAAGAUGUUAUUCAAGAAAGAGCAAUCAUGAAAGUUUGUGGAUAUCCGCUUUGUCAAAAUACUCUGUCCAAUAUCCCCAACCAACAGUAUGUGAUAUCAUUGUCCAGCAAAAAAGUAUACGACAUAACGGAGAGGAAAAACUUUUGUACCGGCCAAUGCUUCAAAGCGUCCAACUAUUUAAAAGAACAAAUGUUGACGAGUCCCUUGUGGUUACGAGAUCAAGAAGACAUUCCCACAUUUAAACUGCUCGGGAAUGAUGUGGAGCCAUCGAAGGAACACCGGCAACAAACAAGUUCUAUUGAAGGAUUCAAUCCCCACGAUCUGCAUAUAGUUGAGAGGCCUGUUGCGCGGGAAUCUCAUUCGGGUCAGCAGGAAGUUCCCGGUAAAUGCGAUACAAUCAGAGAGGGUUCUGAAGUACGGAUGUCCAAGUUCAAGGAAUCCAGAGGAGAGGCUAGCAGCAAACGAAAAAGCGAACUGAGUUCGGCCAUGGAACAAUUGUCGUUGGACAACUAACGAUUUUUAUUCAAUUUAUAUCCUUAUUCUUCUGGUGCAAAAUAUAUGCUUAUGGUUAAUUUCGUAAAAAAAAGCUUCAUAU